CUUCGACGCCAUGUAUGCCCAGCGACCUUUAGCAUAUGCUCCAACGCCUUAUAGCUAUACACCAAAUACUGCAAGAUCGGCAUCUAUCAAUCUCGAUGAGGAAGUGAAGCUAGCGUCCAGCUCUGCGGAGCGCGAUCUUUACGAGUCCCUGGCUGAGAUAUACAGCAUCAUAGUCACACUAGAUGGACUAGAGAAGGCAUAUAUUAAGGAUGUGGUCACCGAGUCGGAGUACACGGAAACAUGCACUCGACUGCUAAAACAGUACAAGUCUAGUUUGGGUGACGACACUGUUGCACGGGAGUUUGUCGACUUGGAGACGUUCAAGCGAACCUGGGAGCUGGAAUGCCCGCGCGCCACCGAGCGUCUUCGCAUCGGACUCCCCGCAACAGUCGAACAGGCCACUCACAGCGGCUCCGCGGCCAACAAGGCUCCAGCAGCCACAGGACCCGCGGGCGGCGCAUCAGGAAGUUUGAUCCUUACGGCUACAGAGAACUUUAUUACGUUCCUGGACGCUCUCAAAUUGAACAUGGUAUCGAAAGAUGCGCUUCACCCUCUGCUCUCUGAAGUGAUUCAGUCGGCCAAUAAAGUGACAGAUGUAGACUUUGAAAAUCGCGGCAAGAUCAUCCAGUGGCUGAUAACACUGAAUCAAAUGCGCGCAACAGAAGAACUGAGCGAAGAGCAAGCCAGAGAACUGGCAUUUGACAUCGAACAAGCAUACCAAGGAUUCAAGUCGACGUUGGGAAUCGUGCUGGACCUUCCCCAGAUUCACAUGAAGCCAUCCGGCACCGAACUGAUACAAACUCUCGAGCUUUUGGCCAUCAAACCACGAGGAUUUGGAUCUAGUGCUCAUGAAUCGGUCAAGAGCCAGACAGUUCACCCUGCUGGAGUAACCCGCUAUCUCACAUCGAUCAUAUCGAGCUCUCUAUCAUGGUUAGAUACCGAUGAACUGCGGGAGGCUGUCUGGGAUGCUGCGGCCGCCCGACUCAGCGAGCGGUCCGGUCGAACAGCGAUGCCGGCUAUGUCUCGGGUCUUUGUGAUCCCCACAUCAUCGGGGGAAGAGCUCACUCUCACCUUGCACGAACCCUCCUUGACGGCCGACAACCUAGGCAUGAAAACCUGGGUUUCAUCAUAUCUCCUCUCUCGUCGCCUGCACACUCUCCCCGACUCUACCCCGCAACUCAUCCCAUCUGCGUCGAUCACUCCGACCUCCGGACGUACCCUUCGAGCACUAGAGUUAGGCGCAGGCACCGGGCUCGUCGGUCUUUCUUUUGCUGCCCUCCGCGGCAAAUCAGCAACGGUCCAUCUCACAGAUCUUCCAGAGAUCGUGCCAAAUCUAUCCCACAAUGUGUCCUUGAACGUAGAGCUGCUCACCAACACCGCCGCCACAACCACAACAGGAGUCCUUGACUGGUGCGUCACACCAGAACCGCUCCCCGUUCCCGAAGAACAGUACGAUUUAAUCCUAGCCGCGGAUCCUCUAUACUCUCCUAGCCAUCCGCAGUGGCUGGUGGACACAAUUGCAGUGUGGCUGGGUCGUGGACUGGACGCUCGUGUUGUGCUUGAGAUGCCUCUUCGGGACGCUUACCUACCACAAGUGGAGGAGCUUCGUCAGCGAAUGGGGCACCUUGGUCUUGCAGUGGUGGAAGAGGGAGAGGAGACUGGAUACGAUGAUUGGGAAACUGCGGACGGAGGGGCGCUCGCACGCAACCUGCAAUCUCAUCCAACAACGCAAGCUACCAAAAUGGUCCUUGGACUGCUCAUAAUCAGCUCUAUACCUACAGUCACUGGAAUCACAUUAGGAGCAAACGAUGCGAGACGAAUGGCCAAGUUCUACAUAGAUGUGGAAUGCUUUGCGGAACUACAAGAACUAGAAGAAUACAAAGAGCUCCAUGGAAAGAGGCUUGUAUUGAGGGGUUUAAAAGCAUACAUCAACGACCCGAUCUCCUCUGACCGAAAGGUCGAAGCACACGCCGGACAAGCCUUCUACAUCAAUUACCCCGAGCUGGAUCAUAUGAAACACCUCAAACGUGGACUAGGCCUUGUAACUACAAUUUCUGAUAACCCUCCGCAGCUGAACUGGCUCUAUGCGGACAAGGAUACGCAUGAAGUGAAGUACGGGAAUCGGACGGAGAGCUGCGAGCAUGCAGUUGGGCCAUGGGACUGGAGAGAUGACGAAACGACGAUUACUCUUGAAAGGAAAGGUCGGUUUCUGGCGGUUAAGGGUGACGAUGGGUCGUGGGAGGUUUACUUUGAUCGACACAGGGAUGGACUACAGGUGGUCGCUGUGCCUAUUCGAUUGAAAAGGACUCUAGUAGAGCAGACCUCGGAUUGA
Aspergillus ochraceoroseus IBT 24754 is the source of this 2332-nucleotide messenger RNA. RefSeq lists its product as uncharacterized. Gene Ontology annotation, cellular component: ESCRT I complex. The coding region runs from base 11 to 2332 and encodes 773 amino acids. Lineage: Eukaryota; Fungi; Ascomycota; Eurotiomycetes; Eurotiales; Aspergillaceae. Gene Ontology annotation, biological process: protein transport to vacuole involved in ubiquitin-dependent protein catabolic process via the multivesicular body sorting pathway. Gene Ontology annotation, molecular function: protein-containing complex binding. The transcript is spliced from 10 exons. The record is from RefSeq and is a predicted model, not a curated record.